Vicia faba (fava bean) is the source of this 606-nucleotide messenger RNA. The record is from the annotation of a GenBank genome assembly. NCBI's taxonomy places the organism in Eukaryota, Viridiplantae, Streptophyta, Magnoliopsida, Fabales, Fabaceae.
AUGUCUUCUUCUUUUUCAGAACCUCAUUACAGUUCCCUCCCUUCAUCCUCGAACUCCAAACCUCCACACUUCAUCUCACGCGCCACCGCAACAACAAAAACCGUAUCCGUCACGCGCAGACCAUGGGAGGAAGUUUUCGCACUCUACUCAUUCACGCGCCCUUACUCAAUCAACGAAGCCACUUCGCGCGUGAAGCGUAACCUCAACCACUUCCGCGUUAACUACAUCAUGAUCAUCCUCUUCGUCUUGUUCCUCAGUCUCCUAUGGCAUCCGAUUUCGAUCAUCGUUUUCUUGGUCUCGCUCGUGGCUUGGUUUUUUCUGUACUUCUUCCGUGAAGAACCGAUUGUUGUGUUUGGGCGUUCGAUUGAGGAUCGGGUGUCGGCGGCGGUGCUUGCGGUGGUGACUGUGGUGGCUUUAGGGUUUAGCGGUGUUUGGGUGAACACGUUGGUUUCGGUUGUGGUUGGGGUUUUAGUUGUUGUGUUGCACGCUGCGUUUAGGAGUACGGAAGAUUUGUAUGUGGAUGAACAUGAGGGGUAUGAUGGAGGGUUACUUUCCUUUGCUGCGGGUACCCCUACAAAACGUUCUGCAGGCCAAAAUUUUAAAUAA